This is a messenger RNA of Sipha flava (yellow sugarcane aphid), 1029 nucleotides long. RefSeq lists its product as uncharacterized. NCBI's taxonomy places the organism in Eukaryota, Metazoa, Arthropoda, Insecta, Hemiptera, Aphididae. The record is from RefSeq and is a predicted model, not a curated record. The coding region runs from base 108 to 593 and encodes 161 amino acids. The transcript is spliced from 2 exons.
UCGUAACAAGAUUAGAGGAACAUUUGCGCACAACCGGUGUCGACCCAUCGAGGGUACUUUUUCAGAUUUCUGUCGGCGACGGACAGGUACGGGGCGAUUCGACAGUGAUGGCGGUAGACACUACGCCUUCCACUAACGCAAGUUUGUUGGGGGGUGACUUUGAUAGUAACCGUUUACAGUCGACAUCCAACCCACUCGACACCGCGAACACCGGAAAUAUUUUUUCGUCUGCCGCAGCGCAACUCGAGCCGCUACGUCAAUCGAUCGGUUAUCAAACCGAACGUAUCGCAUACGAAUUACGCAUUACGAAGUUGGAAGCGAGUUUAGCGCAGCUUUUAAAUGAGCAACGACAAAACUCGCGGGGAUACGAACCCGACGUGUCCACCCAACACCAAUCGCGACGCGAAUCGGUACGUCUUCCGGUAGACACUCACGUCAAUACGUAUGCGCACGCUCACCAUCAAGAAAUUCCGACCGUUUUUCAAAGUGACAACCACGCGCCCGCACAGGCGGGUGACGACCGCGUCAACACCGCAGCGAGUACGUCGUAUUACACACGCAACUUGACCGGUCAACAAACGAUUUCUAAAUAAUUCGGAAUCUGUCCUAUCGCAGGCGAAAAUACACAUGUCCGGCUGGUGUAGAGCUAUUGAACCGCAAUUAAAGGGUACGGCCGCGACUUGGUGGAACUCCAUUAAGGUCCUGGAACUAUCCUGGGAUGAAUUCCGAGUCGAAUUUUUAACAAAUUUCGACAAUGACGAAAUUCAACUUCGGUUGCGCGCUGAUAUAUUGUCGACACGUCAGUCCGCGACACAGUCGUUAACGGAAUUUAUUUUGGAUAAAAACCAACUCGCGCGUCGCGUAAAUACUGGCCUAUCCAAAGCGGAUUUGGUUCUGUACAUUACCGGAUUAACGCGCGAUGAAUUCCGUACGCACAUACGACUUCGACAGCCGUCUACUUUCGCCGAGCUUCGACGCAUCGCGAGUAUUUUAGAUCCUGUCGUAUGCACACCAUGCUCAACCCCGCGA